Dipodomys ordii (Ord's kangaroo rat) is the source of this 768-nucleotide messenger RNA. It is a transcript of the gene Rnf223, whose product is annotated as ring finger protein 223. Lineage: Eukaryota; Metazoa; Chordata; Mammalia; Rodentia; Heteromyidae. The coding region runs from base 1 to 768 and encodes 255 amino acids. The transcript has a single exon. Gene Ontology annotation, molecular function: ubiquitin protein ligase activity. Gene Ontology annotation, biological process: protein ubiquitination. The record is from RefSeq and is a predicted model, not a curated record.
AUGCCAUCCGGCCAGCAGGUGCGGCCCACGGCUGUGCCGCCCCCCCGCCGGAGCAGUUCCACAGCCACGGUCCCCCGGUCCCCCGGCCCCGCCAGCAGUCCUAGAUCUCCUAGCACACCGGGCUCAGAGAGGGUAGCCUCCCCGCUGGAGUGCUCCAUCUGCUUCUCAGGCUACGACAACAUCUUCAAGACACCCAAGGAGCUCUCCUGCACCCAUGUCUUCUGCCUGGAAUGCCUGGCCCGGCUGGCAGCUGCUCAGCCCACAGGCCGCCCAGGCAGUGAGGCUGUGCCCUGCCCGUUCUGCCGGCAGCCCACAGCCAUCCCGGACGCGGGGGCUCCCGCUCUGCCCACCAGCCGCCAGCUGCAGGCCAAGAUGCCCACACACCUGCGGCGGGAGGAGCCCGUGUGGCUGGAGGGCACCAGGUUGUGCUGCCGCCCCCUGCCUGCCACACCCAGCUCCCAGUCGCCCGGCUUCGUGUGUGUGGAUGUGGGCCUGAGCAAACCCUCCGAGGCCACCCUUCCCGUCCCUGUCCCCGCCCCCGCCCCCCGCCAGGGCCGCUGGGCCCGCUGCUGGGCCCGCUGCGGGGACUGGCGUCGCCUGGCCCUCGUCUCGGCACUGCUGCUAGUGAUCUUCUGCGUAGUGCUCUGGCCUGUGCAGUGUGCGCUCAAGACUGGGAACUUGCACUGCCUCCCCCGGCCCCCCACAGCCACCGCCACGGCUGCUGCCAUGGCUGAUGCCUUCUCCCUUGGGCCCCUGACCAGCGACUAG